Cyprinodon variegatus (sheepshead minnow) is the source of this 4342-nucleotide messenger RNA. RefSeq names its product transforming growth factor beta 2 (gene tgfb5). Lineage: Eukaryota; Metazoa; Chordata; Actinopteri; Cyprinodontiformes; Cyprinodontidae. The record is from RefSeq and is a predicted model, not a curated record. Gene Ontology annotation, cellular component: extracellular region. Gene Ontology annotation, molecular function: type II transforming growth factor beta receptor binding; type III transforming growth factor beta receptor binding; cytokine activity. The transcript is spliced from 7 exons. The coding region runs from base 959 to 2206 and encodes 415 amino acids. Gene Ontology annotation, biological process: BMP signaling pathway; transforming growth factor beta receptor signaling pathway; regulation of cell population proliferation.
UUUCUCACUGAGGAUCUGCAUGAUAAUGCUCUCACAUCAUCCACCAGGUUUCAGUAUUUAUACCAGAUCUACACUCACUAUGAGCAACUUCUUCUAAUUUGCUACCAGGUUUUUAUUUAUGCAAGUUUGCAGUUCAAGGACUUCUUUCAUGUUUUACUGCUUCAUGUAUUUUUACCUCUUUUUCAAUGUUUGUUUUCCUUAUAUGAGAAGCAGCAAUAUACCUGCUCCAAUAUAAAUCAUAUGUGUUUUUGAUAUAUUUUUUUUACCAAGUGCAUUCAGUAAACUUACCUAAAACGGGGGAUGGGUGGACCUUAUUUGGUCUUUUUGGGAUUGUAGCUGUAUAUUUUGUGGAAGCGGAUAUGGGCGAGUUUUUUGCUCCACAGAUGCGUCUUUCAGAGGUGAGAGCGCCGGAGCCGUGCUGCCUCGGAUAAAGCGCGGACUCUGAAGGUUUUUCUGUUUGGAGGACUUGCGACAUGGGCUGAGCUCCUGCAAUGACUCUGCGUUGGUCUCCUGAAAGCGGCUCAAAUAUGCUUGGAUGGACGGCUGGAAGCGGAGACUGAUGAAGCUUUAAUUUCUCCUUCACAGAAAGCCUUUUUAGUACCGGUACCAGGACAACUGAAGAUUAAUUCUGCUGAAGAAGUUUAUACAGAUGAAUCAGACUAUUAUUUUUUUUUAGGGCUAUUUAAAAGUGUAGAUAAAUAAAAAAAACAAGAAGUAAGAAAAGUACUUUUAUUUCUAAUAUAUGUUUAAAAAAGCUUUAAGUUAAUGAGACCAGCAUUUUUUCCAUUGAAUGUUUAUUUUAUGUGGAAUUAAUCCUAAGCUAAAUCAGUUGGACUUUUGCGCAUUUUGGAUAGCUUAGGCGCGCGUUCCUGUGCGCUCGCUCCGGAGACGUCGCUUCGCCACCACCGAUCCAGGAGUAUCCUAUCCCUUCUGUCUUCGCCUCCUCAUCGAGGCAAACAUGUGGCUCUCCUUACUCGUCUUCCUGCUGCUGCACAGGCUCUCCGUGGGCAUCAACACGUGUCAGUCCAUCGACCUGGACGCGCAGAAGUCGCGGCGCAUCGAGGCGGUGCGCGGACAGAUCCUCAGCAAGCUGCGCAUCCGCAGCCCUCCGGAGGACGACGACGACGACACGCCGUCGGGCUCCGUGCCGCCAGAGGUCAUGCUGCUCUACAACAGCACGCGGGAGCUGGUGAAGGAGCGAGCGCGGCUGGCUGAGUCCGCGUGCGAACGCGAGAGCAGCGAGGAGGACUAUUACGCUAAAGAGGUGCAGAGGAUUGACAUGCGCCCUCCCCGCACCCACUCCAAUGCUGUGCAGCCAGCAGCAGCAAACCCCCACUACCGAGUGGUCUACUUUGAUGUCAGGGACGUGGACCUGAUCAACAGCACCCUGGUUAAGGCUGAGUUCAGGAUCUUCAGAGCUCCUAACCCACAGGCUCGGGCCUCGGAGCAAAGAGUGGAGCUUUACCAGUUACUAAAACCAGAGGAAGGCAGCACCUCCACUCAGCGCUAUAUCGAUUCUCGGACCGUCCAGCUGCGAGCUAAAGGAGCCUGGCUCUCAAUGGAUGUCACAGAAACUAUUAAAGACUGGGUGUCAGAUCCAGAAAAAAAUCUUGGCCUUAAGCUCGGCAUACACUGUCCAUGCUGCACCUUUGUCCCAUCCACGAACAACAUCGUCCCCAACAAGAGCGAGGAGCUGGAGGCGCUGUUUGCUGGUGUUGAUGACGACCAGCUUCGUAAGCUGAGGAAGCCAGGCCAAGUCAAAGGCCAGGCAGAUUUCAGCACCAAGACCCCACACCUCAUCCUCACCCUGCUGCCCAGUGACAGAGUUGACAACCCUUCAAGGAAGAACCGUAAGCGGAGGGCGGCGGCCACAGAAACCACCACCUGCUCCCGGGGGUCGGAUCAGGGUUGCUGCCUGCGCUCGCUCUACAUUGACUUCAGACGGGACCUUAACUGGAAGUGGAUCCACGAGCCAAGAGGUUAUAAAGCCAAUUUCUGUGCCGGUACCUGUCCUUACCUCUGGAGCGCCAACAACCACUACAACAUGAUCCUACCCCUCUACAACAAGCUGAACCCCGAGGCCUCCGCCUCCCCCUGCUGCGUCCCUCAGGACCUGGAGCCCCUCACCAUCAUGUACUUCAUUGGACGCACGCCUCGAGUCGAGCAGCUCUCCAACAUGGUGGUUAAAUCCUGCAAGUGUCGCUGAUGAGAGCAGAAAGGAGAACUCUGCAAACCGUCGUCUGAGAUGGAUCCUCUGUUUGAUCCCUUCCUGGCAGACUGAAUCAGACGUCAGGAUUUUUGCUGCCUUAUUCUCUGGAACUUUCCGUUUAAUGUCGGACCCUGUAAAUAUAACUCCAUAGGUUUGUUAAACAUGUGCCUGUAUAUUGAAAUUUAGGAAAAAAAUCUUAGUUUUUUCCAUUAGGAUCCUGUCUCAGUGGCUUGUGCUGUGGGGGCCGCACCCAGACGUGUUUGUUUUACACUUAAAGGUGUUAAUUUGAAGGCAGCUGCGAUUUGAGGCCUUGCAGACUCUUGUAGAGAUGGGAAACUGAAGGAGAAGCAGGAGCCGUGUCCAGGCGGAGGCAUUGCUCUCUGCGGUCCCCAGGCUGAAAUCUGCCCCGCCGUAAACAGGAUGUGAAAGGUUUCCAGACACCGACCCGACCACUCACGGAACGCCAGAUUUAAACGCUCCCCUCAUCUCCUCUCUCCCACUUUCUCUGUGCCGCUCGAGGUUCUGGGAUUUGUGGUGGGAGGAGAGAGGCAGAAAAGAGAGCCUUUGAAAAUGAGAUGUGGGACGAUAGGGCUGCAUUUGGAACGGCUACACGUUUGGAAGGCGGUAAUUUGCAGCCGUGGCAAAUUUGUAACUAUUCAGGCCUGGCGCAUGCGUCCCAUAAUCACUCCGCUUUUCUCAUCAUGCGUUCAUUAUUGUAUUAUAGAAGGAUGCUCCCCCUGUUCUCCUCAUCAUAUCCUGCUCCACUCUUUACCAGCAACCUCAGCAAUUCACUCAUCCUCUUUACAUCCAACAUCCACCUUUAAUACAAUGUCUAAACGAUCGAAAAAAAAAAAAAAAAAAAACAGCUCCGGGUCUCAUUUUAAAUAUAGGCUCUCUGGUAUGCCAGUGGUUUAUGUGUAACAAGGAGACCGGGUGUGUGUGUGUGUGGCCAAGUAUUUGUUACCUUGUGGGGACAGUGUAAGGCUAUUUUCCCAGGAAUAUGCUACUUUGUGAGGACUUAGUUGAAUAGUCUUAAGAGGAAAGGUUCUCUUUUUGGGUCAGAGCUUAGGUUUAGAUUGAAAGUGUGACCUGAGUUAGGGAAGUUAAGGAAGUGUAAUAAAAAAAAAAGUUUUAUUGAGGUUUAUUGUGAUUGUUUGUGGAUCACAUCUGCAUCAGAUUGUCCCACAGCAGGAUAUGUUUCUGUCCUGGCUGACAAUGAAAGGACAGGAAGGAGUCCACUCAUCACAAACAACAACAGCCAGUUAUAGAAGUAUUAAGUUAUCCAGUGGUUUUCUGCAAGUCCUUCCACAGCCACAGGAAAUACUGGUUUUCAGUUGGAUGGCUGUGAAAUUGUGUAAGCGGAUGCAUCCAACAUGAUCCUGGUCAACAAUUUGUGUAACAGUGUUCCAAAACGCGAGUGCAGAGAAUAUUAAAGGACUGAUCCACACAAACAGAAAUCCAACAAAGCUCCAGACAGAUGUUAAUGUAUACUCUCCCCAUUAUAUUGGUAUGUUUCAUGUGAACUUCCUGGAGAAGACCUAGCUUUUAAAGAUUCUGUCUCAUCAUUUUAACAAAUAUUUAUUUAGUUAAUUUCAAUCAUUUUUAAGUCUUUUUGUUCAGUGCAAAUUAGUUUCGUUCAGCUUUUCUCAGAUCAUUUGUUUUAGUUUACUUCAACUCCAUUAACUUUUUAGGUGAGAUUGUGUAGCGGUUGGUUUUCUGGACCAGAUCAAGGCCAUGAAGGUGAUGUCUCUUACUUUUCUCCACAAAUCCAUAUCCAUAGUUGAAGUCAGUUUCAGUUUGAGUCAGUUCAGUCUUUGAAUAACUUUAUUUGUCCCCAAGUGGUAUUAAAAAAUGGUUUAAAAGUCAGCUUAACAAAUAUGACACACAUAAAAUUUAUCACACAGUGAAACAGCCUCUGUUCAUGAAAACAAUAAAAACAGGAAUACAUAUGUUGUGUGAUUUCUUCGUUUGUGUGGGUGUCCCUUGAUUUGAGGUAGACUUCUCUUGUCAAUCCACCAGUGUUACGGUGAAACAGUCCCACAGCCUGAUGCUGCCACCACCAUGUUUUCAAUUCAUCUGUAUGUAUUGCACAUAUACAGUGACUUAACAAUAAAACAUCUUUAAUCUUAGUCU